This is a messenger RNA of Drosophila bipectinata, 1121 nucleotides long. RefSeq names its product Testis EndoG-Like 3 (gene Tengl3). NCBI's taxonomy places the organism in Eukaryota, Metazoa, Arthropoda, Insecta, Diptera, Drosophilidae. The record is from RefSeq and is a predicted model, not a curated record. Gene Ontology annotation, cellular component: nucleus; mitochondrial inner membrane. Gene Ontology annotation, molecular function: nucleic acid binding; RNA endonuclease activity; single-stranded DNA endonuclease activity. Gene Ontology annotation, biological process: apoptotic DNA fragmentation.
GACACAAAUUCCUUGCCGUUGAUUUUUUUUUACACAUACAUAGUAUUAGUUUAUUGGGCAACGAAAAAAGUCUAAAUUAUUGUUAACCUCAAAAAUGUCCUUAAACGAUUGGAGACCACAUCAAUAUGCUAUGUGUGCUCUGGCAGGAUUAACGGGAUUCAUGUGCGGUGCUUUUGUCCAGCAGGAGGUGUCCAUAAAGAAACUUUUCCGACAGAUUAGAAGAGAUCCGUACAUCUACUAUCAUAGACACAAGCUGUACCCAAUGCUAUCAACUUUUGGGACUGAUCACGAGAAGCGUUUGUGGAAUCGAUCCAGCUCAUUGAGUGACAAAUUUCGGGAGCGUAUCGUAUCGCCAUUUUUCGAUUUAGUCAGUGCAUUCUUUAUGCUCAAAACCGAUAAUGCCACCACCACCGAUCUGCUGGACUUGAUCAAGUACGGUCUGCCGAGCUCCGAGAAUCUGCUCGUUCACAAAGACUACGUUGUCUCGCAGGAUAUGCGCAUCAACAGCCCGAGAUGGAUCUGUGAGCAUUUUCGUGGCGAUUACCAAAAAAUAGCCCCUGAUGAAUCCGGUUAUGCUAACCUCAAUCUACGCUAUAAUGAUGUCUAUGUUCUUAGCUGUGGCUCCAUGAAAAUCUGCAAAGCUUUUAAGCGACGGAUAUGGAACGAUCUUGAGGAGUACGUGGCCGCCAAAGCGCAGGAGUAUGGCUCAGUGUAUGCCUACACUGGACCAAUUUACACUCCCUUCUGCCACGAGGAUAACAAGUGGUCCAUGAAGUAUGAGGUUUUCGAUUGGAUACCAGUUCCGGUUCCGUCGCACUACUUCAAGGUUUUAAUUAUGGACAGUCAAAUUCCCGGAAGUUAUCCGUACAUGGAAGGAUAUAUAAUAGAAAAUAGCCGUAUAGUAGGGGGCAAGUUGAGCGAUCAUUUAGCCAAGAUCGAAGAAAUCGAGCGGUAUACAGGACUACGAUUCAACAAGGACCUUAAACCGGCCGUAAAAUUUGAUAAGGGGGCAUUCAGGGUGGACACCACAUCCUGGGCGGGGAGAUUCCAAGAGAUAUCCGAGCCGCUUUUGGGGAUUCCUUCGAAUAACCAUGAGAUAAACGAAGUAUAAAAAUCUCACC